Diachasma alloeum is the source of this 14850-nucleotide messenger RNA. RefSeq lists its product as uncharacterized. The record is from RefSeq and is a predicted model, not a curated record. The transcript has 9 exons. Gene Ontology annotation, molecular function: chromatin insulator sequence binding. Gene Ontology annotation, cellular component: chromosome. Gene Ontology annotation, biological process: regulation of transcription by RNA polymerase II. Lineage: Eukaryota; Metazoa; Arthropoda; Insecta; Hymenoptera; Braconidae. Bases 1001 to 14218 code for a protein of 4405 amino acids.
ACUGCACUGGACGCGGCAAGAUAUCUCUGUCCAAAAAUCUGAAAAAUACGGAUAAUAAUCGACCGACAAAAACCUCCCUAAAUCAAAUCGGAAAUAGUUUGUCCGUGUUUCAUCCUCCAUUGAUCUCCGUGACCACAAUUUCAGUUUUCUUUAAUUCUCUGUCACCUACAAAACUCAUCCUCACUGUGCGACGGCAGACGGUCAGAAUCCUUCAAAUCUCCUCCGCUCAAACACACCUAACUUACCUAAAUCGCCUGAAAAUCCUUACCACGACAUGCAUGAACCCUUACUCCAUCCACAGGCAUUACUUCGCUCCGAGAACAUCUCCAAUUCGAUGGCAAAUGUAUGGUAAGUGAAGGUGAGUAAAAAAGUAAAUCAAAAGGAAUUAAGAAACAGACGAACUAAUUUUUCUCUCGUCAAGCCAUCGUAGAAGAAAAAAAACAAAUGAGAGGUCGCUAUUAACAUUCGUUCGACCCAUUCGUAGUGUUCUUUUCAGUGGUGCGGGCACUCAAUCCUGUUCCAAAACACAACACUGAAUUUCGUGGAAAAAAUGGGAUCGGAUUACGUUCCUCGAUGAAAUCCGAGUAGAUGUUGUUCAUACAUGAUAACGAAACUGAGAAAUUGUAACCGAAUCCGUGAAUUAUGCGUACCAUUCUCGAAAUCGUAGUACGAAGGAGAAAAAAGUCGAGAACCAAUAGUGAAUUUCCAAUGAAAUAAAUGUCAACGGCAGCCAUUAUGUGCAGAUGGGAUGAUCGUAACACCCUUUUGGGCCAGCGUUCGUUGUUAGAAUCAACGUCACAAGGAAGAUUUGCGUGACAGUGUGAGUCCUUUUUCAUGGGUUCUGGUUGUCAUCCUAGGGGCUAGAGUAGUUCUAAGAGAUGUAACGUACUAAGUGAGUGGACACUGAUAAGACGGUACAACUUGUAUUGUGAAGUGAAAUAAAAGUAUUUGAUGAUAGGAACCGUGGGAAUUGAGGUGACAUUACAAAUAGGAGGAUAAGAUGGACGACUACGAGAAGAAGUUUGCAGAGAUGCAAAAGUACAUUCCCUUCCUGGAGGCAAUGAUUGAGAGACUUCAGAAAGUAACUGAUAAGUCUCGUGAAGUACAGUUGCACAAAAUGCAGCAACUUCAUGGAAUACUGACGGACAGCAAGAGAAAGUUGAGGAUUGAAACACUCCAAAAAUGUGAAGAUGUGCUUCAGAAACUGCACAGUAAAGUUGAAAAGUUUCAGGGAACAAGCGCUGGUCUGAAUUUCCCUAGUAGUAAGAAAAGUGAAGAGCCGACGGUAUCAAAAACUAAGCCAGUGACACCAUUGGAAGUUAAACUACCGAGAGAAGUAGAAAAAUCCAAAGAAAAACCGAAGGAGAUGGACGAAACACCAGCAAGUCCGAGUCCACCAGCAUCACCAGAUGAGCAACCAAAGAGUACGUCGGCUCCAAUAAUCAUUCCCACCGAGCGCAAGCGAGAUUAUUCAUCAGGGAAAAUUGACAGUAAACCAUCGAGUCCUGAUCAGAUUGAGCGAGUGUCCACAAAGCAACCAAUUAUCAUUCCCACCGAGCGUAAAGGUGAAUCUUCCAACAACUUCGUGGAUAACAAUUCUCUAGCCAAGGCGAGGAAUGAUAAGUCAUUGAAUAAUGCAUUCGUAGACUCUAGAAAUGCAUCAAAUUGUCGACACAUCCCUACAGUGACAGUUUCCACGAAAUUAGAGACUCAGAAACAAAUAAGAUUGACAUCCCCAGAGUGUCGAUCACCGAGAUCAAAGGAGUUCUUAUCCCCCUCGAAGAGCGCCAAACCCCCGGUGCCACUGUUAAUCUCGCCUCCUCGAGUUUUAACCGAACCUCCGCUAUCUAUGGACGAUUUAGCUGAACUUCUGAAUGACGGUUCAGACAAUAAUCCCGGGAGCAGUAAUUUCACGAUUCUGAUUAGCGAUAAAAAUUCCUCUAACCCUAUUAAGCCCGAGAAAAUUCGCAUUUCAAAAGGUAAGCCGUCAGAGAACUCUAAUAAACCUGAUAAGGAACAUUUAAAAUCAUUUGUUCUGACUCAAGAGGACAUAGACAGAGAGAGCAAUCGCCGUUGGGAAGAGCGAGAUAAGCACAUUGUCCUGUACGGUCGCAAGGGCCUUCAAGCCGAUGGAAAACCUCUGCCCACACCUCAGUCGGAGCAUUCCUCAGUUCCAUUAAUAACAACCGCACCUAAGAAGCCAGAAUUUCGGAAUAGUCCUAUGUCACCAGUGGGUAAAGACAGAGGUUCUGAGCCAAGAUACGCAGACAAUUACGAGAGAAUACCUCGGCACGUGACAGAUCGUUUCAGCAACGUUGCUGACCAGCCAAAAAUGCCGGACAUUAAUGUCAUUAACAGUGCCUUUUCACGUUUGUCUGAGGGGGACAAGGCGAAUCUCGCUAAACUCCAAACGAAUUUGCCAAUUUUACACCAGCAGACUGAGAAUCAUACGUCUGCGGAGGAGAGAGAUGUGUUCUCUCGGCGCGGGGGUGCUCCACAGAUGGACAUGGAUAUGGAGUACCGUAGAGACGAGGAGUAUUACAUGCAGAGGCCAAUCCAUCCGUCCCAAAAUCGAGAAUAUUACAAUCCUCAAUGGGGAGGAUAUGAGCAUAAACCCCAGCAGAUGCCUGGGCAUCCGUAUCCACACCCUCCAAAUCAUCCGCAAAAUCUUCCCCCCCACCAUCCAAAUCACCCUUCGAACAUUCCCAAUCACCCCCAUCAGAGCCACCCAGACAUGUGGAUGGGCCCAAAUCCAGGACCUGGCCCCAUAGACCACCCAGUACACCACAUGUCUCCUCAGUACAGUCCGAAUCUCGUUCGUCGACCCAUGAUGAGUCCCCCUGGCCGUAUAGAACUGAGCCACGGCCCUUACGGAGAUCCAAAUUUCCCCGAGGAUAUCGGCCACUCACCCCAACCCCCUGCCCCUCCUGUUAUUCCGUCAUUAAUGUCCACUCCACCAUUCAAUCCUCGAGGAUUUCCUGAGAAUCGAGCAUUCGAGGCGCCCUUCGAGCGCCCUGCAGAGUUUGGCCUGAACAUGAGACCGAAUCCGUGGGAAGGCCAUCCUGGGGAUCCAAAUUAUCCUGAGCCUUCGAGAGUCAGAGGGCCAGAGGUUUCUUACAAUGCUCCCGUCCCUCCAGGUCCUCCCAGCUGGAACAGAGGUCCUGGGCCUGAUCUCCAGCCCAUUAGGAACCGCAGUGUCGAGAGAUUCCCUGGUGACAGGGCCACCAACAGACCUGCGCUCACUGACCCCCAGCAUCCUGGAUUCAAUCGCCGAAGUGAAUGGGAUCGACCGGGACCGACCGAGAAUCCCCCGAGAUUUAAUCGCGAAGGGAGAAAUGUCUCUGAACGAGACCCGAGGUUCAGGAAGGAUCAAAGCCCUCAGGGAGCCAACUCUCCAAAUGCCACUUCUGCUAAGAGGGAUCCCAGAUUGGUUAAAGAGCCUGCACAACCUGCAGCUUCGAAAUCAAAAGAAAAUUCAGUGACAAAUCGAGAUCCUAGGAGGAGAAAUUGUGAUUUAAUAAAUCAGAACAAACCGAUCAUCUCAUCCAAAGCCCCACGAAACAAGAACAAAUCUAAAAAUUUUGCAAAACAAAAGGAAUCAACAAAAUCCACUGAUAUCAAAGCGAGAAAGUCUUCCGAUGAAAAAAUAAGCACUGAUAAAUUGAUCAAAGAUAAGGAAACUAUGCAGUCACCUCUGGAGAGCCUUUACGGAGUUAUUGACACGACAGCGAAGACCGGAAAAGGUUAUGGUCUUCAAAAGUUCAAAAUUCCAAAAAUAAAGAGAACUGAUCCCCCAGUCCCUCCCCGCCCACCAACCCCUCCAAAACCCAGUGCUGCAGUUGAACUCGAAAGUUGGGACGAAGAGCCUCCACCAAAGCCCGCUGAAUCUGUCAAAUCACUUUCUGCGGAAGCUGAUAAGACUGUAAAAGUCGAGGAGAAGAAAAUGGAGGUGUCAAGCACAACCGACGAGCCCGCGGUACUCUCGGCAAAGACAAAAGCCAACGAUCGCGAUCUAAAAGUAUCAGAAGCAGAACCUACGGUAUCUAAUCAUGUGUCAAAGAAGUGCGAUAAGGUGGACGAGUCGGAAGCAACAGUUGACACAUCAACUCCCGCAAAAAUUGCUGACACAUUGAGUACAACCACUGCAACCGCAAAGGAGACUCCCAAGGAAGAAGAACCGCCGACCUUCAAGAACGAAAUUACUCGCGAGUUAAUUGAGAAAAUGAUCAAAACGUCCUUAGAACAAGGAGAAGGGAAAAAACUUCUAGAACAAGCAAAAUUACUUCAAAAAUUGGGCGAGGGCCUAGCACAUUCCAAGAAAUUUAAGAAAAUCCGAAAGAUUAUUGAAUCUCAAUCAGACAGCAGUUCUUCAGACACGGAACAAAUAAUCGAGCCGAAGAGAAUCGGUAAAAAGAAACGAAGGGUGAUUGUAUCUGAUAGCUCUGAUGAUGCUUCACCAGAGCGUAAAAGUCCAGAGGUUCCCGAGAUCGAUUUUCAAGAGAAGCCCAAAACUCCCAAACGAAGAGCAAGGAAACCUCGACAAUCAAAAUCCCCGCGAUUCAAAGGGAAACCCGUACCUGAAGAAGACAAAUCUGAAGAAUUGAAAGAAUCUGUAAAUGACUCGAAAGAAUCUGUAAAUGACUCGAAAGAAUCUGUAAAUGACUCGAAAGAAUCUGUAAAUGACUCGAAAGAAUCUGUAAAUGAAUCUAAAGAAUCUGUAAAUGACUCGAAAGAAUCUGUAAAUGAAUCUAAAGAAUCUGUAAAUGACUCGAAAGAAUCUGUAAAUAAGUCCAAAGUAUCUGUGGAUGACUCGAAAGAAUCUGUAAAUGACUCGAAAGAAUCUGUGAAUGACUCUAAAGAAUCGGUGAAUGCGCCUGAACAACCUUUAAACGACUCAAAAGAACCGGAACAAGAGCCUGAGCCAGAACGAGAGCUAGAAUCCCCAGCGUUAAAACCUCGCAGAAAGCCUGCUCGUCGGCGCAACUCCCUGGAGAUGCUGCAGGAGGACAUCCGCGAAAUGUUUAUCAGCGAAGGAGUAGUAACUGCCACGGGUCACAGGAUGUGCCGCUUGAUAAAGGAAGCAGAAGAGCGCCAUGACUCGGAGCUAUCUGAAGACGAAGUUCUCCCGAAGCGCCGUAACAGAUCAAAGAGCAAAACUCCAAAACCCCGAGAGGUCCCGGAUGAUGACAAACCCAAACCCCGAAUAAGAAGAACUCGAAAACGAGCAGCCAAAUUGUCAAAACAAUACGUGAGUAGCUCUGACAGUGACUCGAGGCCGAAUCGUUUGCGCGAGUCGUCAUCGCGCAGAGGGACGCCAGAGCCCUCUAAAGACCCCACAGACGCUGAAACACCGCGGGAAACUCCCGCCGAUGAGCCCGAAGGUACUCCGACUCUUCGAAGAAGUGAAAGAGUCAGCUUGAGAGAGCCUAGAGUAAUGAUAGAAAAAACAGAUUUGGGAAAAAUCGACUCAUCGAAAAUAAUGUUCGAUACAUCCUCAGACGAGAGUUUCGGAAUCGACGUAUCAGAGUUGACAGCAGCUGUAGACAUCUCACUGCACUCUGAGCGUCAAAAACGAUCCGAUGACGACACAGAGGCAAUGAUGAGCAUAAAAAAGCUCGAGGAAAAACCAUCAAAAACGAAAAAACGAAUUUCUGAUGAACCGAGAGCCGAUAUUGCGAGUAAACCCGAUGAUGAAGCCACUGGCGUGGCUUCGGAUGACGCUUCAAUUUCAAGCGGUCACGCCUCUAGCGUCAAGAAACUAACAACAACUUCCGAGCCUUCUAAUACAAACGAAGAACUGAUAAAAAACAUUCUUGGUGAUUUCGUUAAUGAUAAAAAUGAGGAGUCAGAAAAAUCAAUUGACAAAGAGAGUGUCAUGGAGGCUGAAAAAGAGAUCGUACAGCCCCGCAAGAUCAUCAGAAGAAAAAAACCAGCACUACCCAAGCGGAAGAAGAAACGUAGAACUUGGCAAAUGGGAAUUGUCUCAAAAUCAAAGAAGAACAAGAAAACCCCAAUUGCGCGUUCUCCCACAGUUCCUAAACCCUCUCUCGCUCCUCUAACCCCCUCAGAGCCUCCCAAGGAGGAUGCAGAGUCACAGGAAAAUGUCGAGCCACCGAUUGUCCCACCACCGAAGCUCGAAAAGGUCGACAUAAAAUCGAAAUCCAAUGAAUCCCCAAUUAAAUCCACCAUCAAACGAGAAAAAGACGAUUGCGAACCGUUUUUAACCCCUGAUCGAAAAAGAUCGUGUUUCAAAACCGAAGAUUUAAUUGAAUACGCAUGGACUGGACAGGAAAAAUACAAAUGUCUAUUCUGUAGCUUCAGUGGGAAAAACAUUGUUCACCACUACAAGGCAGUCCAUCCAAAGGACGAGAUGAUGAUAUCGAGACUGACGUUACUCGAUGCAAAGCGAGCAAUUGACGAAUCCAAGGACGAGAUGUUGCUAGAAUUAUCGGAAAAGACAAAAGUGGGCGCCGAUCGUAAAUACGCCUGUAGAUUCUGCGUAUUUACGGCAGAGGGACAAAAGGAGUCAGCAAUGGAGACUUUCUACGAACACUGUACAACCCACACUGGCGAGUACAGAUUCCGAUGUCGAAGUUGCACCUAUCAAACACCCCUCAAGUCAUCGAUGCGCGCGCAUUAUUACAAAGUUUGUCGUAAGAAUUACGAGAACUUUACUCUGGCAGUUGAUGAGGAUCUACUGCCCGACGAGGAUCUUGUUAACGGCUAUCUGUGCUCUCUGUGUAAUUUUAUUCAACUGAAAGAGGAAAAUGUUAAGAAGCACAUUGACAAGUAUCACAAGGACGAUCUGGCGACUGAAAUUAUCAAGAUUGAUAUGUCAAUUUAUCUGGACCUUAAAAAUCAUGGCGAGCAUUCUGACAUUGAGGAUGAAUUGAGGAGCGAAGACCCACUAGCUCCUGACUCUGACGCGUCUACAGUUGACCUUUACGAAUAUACUAAACAGAAGAGAAAAAAGAUGACGAUAACGAGAGGGAAAGUUGAAAAUACUUCCAAGAAUACAGGAACUAAAGAAACUAACGUUUCGUCCCUUUCGAAAUCAGGCGCUCCACAGGGGGAGGUCGAGAGCCCUCUCAGCAGGAAGCUCAGCGCAUUUGUGUGCCCUCCAGAAAUAGAGAACAAAGAUGUGGAGAUUCAAAGGGAGCGACAAAAAACUAUGCAAGAGCUGUGGAAAAAUUGUGGAACAAAUCUCCAGAACAAAUCUACGCGUGAAGGAUUAUCAAUCAUUGAUAAACUCACUGACAAGAUGAGGACGCAGGGGACGGAAUCCGAAGGAGGUAUGGAGUUGGAGGGUGGGGAUGAAAUCGAUGAGUCACAACACAAUGUACUGCCCCCCGUAAGGCCCGAAGAGAAUAACGACGAACGCACCGAUCCCACCCCUGAGAAACCCUCUGAAUCAAUUUCUGCGCCGCUUUCAGACGUUGUUCCUCCCCAAACAAUAACAAAAGUCGAGCACUCAGAUCAUGAAAUGAGUCAAGAGGAGGAAGAAACAGAUAAAUCUGAGAAAAAACCGAGAGACCCGCUGAUGUCUCUCGAGGAAACACCCAAGGAUUUCAAUAGCGCAGAGGAGACGAGUGAUGGGGAACAAAUGGGCGAAAUCAGCAGAACUUAUGACGAAUCCAGUGACACUAGUGACGGGAUUUCAGACUCUGAACUCGCGACAGACGUAAACACUCUUCUGAAGGAAACAAUAACCACAUCAACAAACGCUCCAAUGAUGACAACAAUCCAAAGACUUGCUGCUCAACUUCAAGGAUCAAAAUCCACUGAGAAUUCUCCCACAAAGCCAGAGACCUCAAAACCGAUAGUAGUUCCCCUCUGUAAUCUCCGAAGUUUUGUGGAAAAGCAGAAAUUACUGGAGAAAUCCCAAGAGGUUCCAGACUCAGAUACAUCUCGUUCAAACACCCCCAAGAAUUUUAUUCGUCUACGAAGACUCAGUGGGGACAAGUUGUCCUCGGGAACCCCAAUACCUGAGCCACCUCCCUCCGCCGAAGAGGAAAAAUCUCAAGAAUUCGUCCCUCUCCAAGUGAUUCCUCAACCGAUUGAGCGCCAAGAGGGAGAGUGUUCAUUCCUAAAGAUUGAAAAUGUGAUAAGCCUAGCGCCAAACACAUCCUCAGACCCUGAGAGUCCGCUCAUCGACGACAUAAGAAAAGCAGUUGCCACAUCUCCAAUGAAGAAUAUUGGAAUUUCAGUCCUCAAGAAAUCCAGUCCAAACAUUUUAAAGAAGACGAUAAGAAAGCCAAUAGGAAAAAUCGACGGAAUUCUCUCGAGAUUCCCACCAAUCGCCCCCACUCCUCCAAACCAAACAUUCGUCCUUCAACCGCUUCCCAAAGGUGUCGUCCCUAAGAAGUCAAUUAUCACUACCACAAAUAAAACAGUGACUACUAAACCAGUUACACCAGCAUUGAAGCCUGUAACAAUUCCCAAACCCAUUGCUCCUGGUCCAAAACCCGUUACUAUGCCUCCAAAAGCAAUUUCCCCUUCGAUUCAAAAGAUUCCUGCGACGAAGAUCACUCCAACAGCUCGAAAUGUCCAAGUCACGCAUCACGGUAAAAAUUACAAGCUCUUGAAGCUCGUUCGUACUCCAGGAUUGAAGCCCAAAGAAUCGACACCAACAAUGCCCUCACCGAAGGAGAAAACCUUCGACGCAUUCACAACGAUGUUGCAGUCUAUAAAACUUCGGCAUUUGUACAAGUGCAUGGAUAAAACAUGUACAUACUCAACAGACUCAGCAGAUAUGUUCGGCCAGCACUAUAAUUCUCACGUUCAGAAACAAUUGGCGGCGAAGCCGGAUUCUGGGAAAGUUGUAAAGACUGUCCAUGGUUACCAGAAGUGCGCCUACUGUCAUGAGAAUACAAUGGGGACUUGGGAAGAACUUUUAGCGCAUUAUAAGAAGAAGCACACCUUCUGUGCCUAUCAAUGCGGCUACUGUUUCUAUCGAGCAUUCACUCAGUCGUAUGUGGAUUUGCAUCAGACUUCGGCCCAUCCAGGAAAGCCUUCCUCAGUGAUCCUCGGUAAACGGGAUCAUCAUCCUGUGGAGAUAAUCGACAGAAGAGAAAAUGUUCAUCCAUUUGUGUGCAAACACGAGUGUAAUAAAUUGUUCUACGUCCCCGAGGCUUUUGUUGCACAUUUGAAGAUGAAGCAUGGAGCUACAUUGUCGAUUUUCAAGUGCCACAUGUGUCCAGCCUCUGCUCUUAAAGCAGAAGCCUUGAUAGCUCAUUACAAAAUGCACUGCAUUUACAAGUACCAAUGUUUGUACUGUCUUUUUGGGGCUGAUGCACCCAUGGAGCUGCAUCUGCAUUUGAGCCACAUUCACUGCAAUCGUCCUCCCAAGAUUCUCGAGAGAUCUCUUCCACCUGCACCAGUCAGAGACAAAGACGUUCUUCUGCAAUUGAUCAUCAGAAACCUUGAUGAUGAUUUCAAGUGCUCAGAGUUGAAGAAUGUCGUUGAAAAUCCGAUCGAUGGUGGCAUAAAACGAGUGAGAAAAGAGACAAUGGUCACUGGUGGAAUAAAAACUUAUACGACAAGUAAAAAGCAGGUGAAAUCAUUUGGACAGGCAGAAGUGAUUGAUCUUCUUGAUGGGGAGGCGGAAUCUCGGAAUCUUGUUCCAUUAACAUCAGAUAAUAUCGUAUUGACUGAAGGUCCUUCGAUGCUGAAACUUCCUGAUGGAGCAGUAGUGGAGAAACAACUAGCCUCUACAAUUCAUGACAACUCUAAGGAUUCAAAUUCAUCGAAUCAGCUAUUAAUUCAACAAGAACCUGAAUUAAUCGUUCGGUAUGCUAGUGAAAAAUUAAAAACUCAAAUCGAUAAUGCGGUGGAUCCAUUGAGUAUCUCAAGAGAUGUCGACAUGAGUGAUGAAUUCGUGAACAUUAAUGUACUGGAUAAUCCUGAGUUCUUGAGGAGUGCAGAGCAGAGAGAUUCAGAGAGAUCUCCAGAGAUGAAUCCUGUUGAGGAAGAGAAGAAUGAUGAUAGUGAUAUUGAGAUUCUAGAGUGUAUUGAACAUCCCAGCAAACCAAAACUGCAGCUAACGCCGAUCAAAGAGUCUCUUCGACCUUUUUUGAGGCUGAAGGAAGAGGUGAAAGAGUCUGAGAGUGGGAGGACAACACCAACAGUUGUCUGCAGCAGUAAUGAAGACUCGAAUGCUUCUGCGGAGGUCAGUGGAUCCACUGAGGUCUCUGCACCUUUAGAGUUUGAUAAUAAUGAAAUUGAAAGGGAUAGUGAGAUUAUCGAGAAACCUCCAUCGAGCUUGGACGAUAUCAAGCACAGUGGGUUCUGUGGGAAGGAGUUGUAUAAGUGUGGGUAUGAUGGAUGCAACUUCGGGGCUGUUACCCCUGGAGCGUUGAAGGUACACAUUGCUAGUUGCUCACAUGUAGGCGAAAAUGUGCAACUCAAAUGUGUGCACUGUACAAAACGAUUUGUGAAGGUAGGAAACUUGAUCGAUCACUUCAAGAUUCAUGGGCCGAAGAGAUUCGGCUGCUCUCUGUGUAAUUUGAGAUAUCCACUGGCCUGUCAAGCUAUCGCUCAUAUGAAAACCAAGCACAAGAUUUCGAGUAAUAAACUGGUGCCUGCUGAUCCUGGAAAUCCAUCGCCUGAUGCUUUAUUCAUCGUUCAACCUUUGGGACCCGGCGAGAGGAGAAAAAGAAAAUUCGGCAAGACCAAGUCCUUCGAUUCAACUCAAAAAGAGCCAACAGUUUUUGGCCCCAAUGAUAUUGACAGUCUUCCCAGACAGGCAAUCUACAAUCAAGAAGUUCGUUGCGCAGUUUGCCCUUACACUACUAAAGUUAGAACGAACAUUAUCAGGCAUUUACAGCUUCAUGCCAAGGACGAGUAUGUUCCUGAGUCAGGUCCAGUGAAUCCAGUGCCAUGCUUGGAUAAAAAAGAGAAAAUGUUCGAUAAAAUGGUGAAUCUUGCCAGUAGUUCUCAUCAGAAUGGACGAAUGGGAGCCAAAAAUAAGGAAACUGUGACUGACAGUGAAGCUGAACUCAUGCCGAAAUUUGUCCCAGAGAAACAAAGAUACGUAUGCUGUGUGGUCGACUGCAACUGCCUAACAAUCAACGAGGAUUUAUUGCGUUGUCACCUGAAAGCAUUGCACCCAGAAGAAUCAUUCUUCCGCUGUCCUCACUGUCCACCUCCAGGGCAAGACACCCAGAGUAUACCAAUUGAUAAACUCGGUGUGCACUUGAAAAUGCACGACACUAGACUUUACAAAUGUUCACACUGCAAUCAUCACCAUUAUCACAGACAUGUAGUCGAGCGUCAUUUAACAGACAAACAUCCAGAGAAGAGACCCUUUGUCAAGGUCAUUCGAGAGAUAGAGAAUCCAGAGGGCCUCGAGAAAGCCCCGACAGAAGAAACCGAAGAGGGCAUCGCCGAUCCUGAUGGCAAUCACUGGAAGUGCAAUGUUUGCGACUACAAAUGUAUUUACAAAACCGAAAUGAUUACCCACGCCUCAACAUCCCACGACGAAAAAUCGCAGUUCAAAUGUACGGGCUGUCCUUUCAAAACUUCUGGAAAGAUAAGUUUUGAGCAACACAUCAUCUCCAAGCACAUCAACGAUUCCGAGGUAGACUGCACGAUGGUUUACGAGCGAAUCAGAGGAACUAAGAAGCCGGACAGUGUAGAGACACCUCCUGUCGAUGAGCCUUUCGAUACAACUCCAUUAUGGCGAAGGGACAUGCCGAGAAUUCGUCACAUCAGAGGAAUCCUUCUCGAAGAGGAUAAUGCGAAAAAGUCUUCAGAAUCUCCAAAAUCAGGAAAGCGAAAAUCCGAUGUUGAGCCAACUGCAAAACCCGCAAAGAUCAAAGCUAAAUCAAUGUCUUUCGAUGGUACUGUAAUCAUUGAAAAAACAAAGAAUCCUGGUGCUUCAAAAUUACCUGAGAAAAUCUACACUCAUGAGGAGCUUCAAGAGAAAUUUGGCCCUUAUGGAAGACCCAAUGGAAACAUGUACUUUUGCACAAUUUGCAGUAAUUACAAUUCGAAAUAUCGUCAAGAAAUCAGAGAUCAUUUGUUCAUGGAGCUGAAAUACUGGAGAUGGCACUGCAAGGAAUGCGGACAUUUGACUGUUUCUCACACUAGAAUGUUGAAGCACGAAUAUAAAGUGCAUAAAGAUAAGAAACCAUUGACAGUGGAGCUUGUAGAGAAAGAAGACAUUGAUCAAUGGGUCUUAAACCUCAUGAAUACCCAGAGGGAUAUUAUGAGAGAAGAAGUUGGGGAUGCGGCUCCCUCGGCAAUAAAGUCUAAAGUUCCUCUUCCCACACCAAUUUCACCACUCACUAUAACUCUCGAAGACUCGGGAGAAAAAGUAAUUGCUUCCUCAAGCAUGGAAACAACGGCAGAAUCAUCUAAAAUUGUCGAUCUCACUGCAGCAAUCUCAAAGUUAACUAGAAACGAAGAAUCCGAUGAUGAGGAUGACGACGGAAAUGCUUUAGUUAUUGAUAGCAAAGAACUUGAAGACGGUAAAGACACAUCUUUUGAUCAAAUCGACAAAGCUCCGCCGAAAGAAUCCAAGAAGAUGUACAUCUGCAAACAUUGUAAUGUAGAGUUUGCAGGGCUUCGAGGAUUUAAGAUUCACGUGCAAAUUAAUCAUUUAAAACGUCUUGCAUUUGUUUGUCCCUACUGUGACAGAAGCACAAAUUCUGAAACCAUGAUGAAGACUCAUAUCAGGAAGAAUCAUCAAGGGGAAGAGGAGAAAAUCAUCAAGAAUCCUUAUGCCAAUGGUCCCGAACUGAGCAACACUUUUUGGGAGAAAGAAUAUGGCAUCGUUAUUCCAAAGAAACUGAAAAAGAAAAAGCGAAAAAUUGAUGAUGUGGAUAAUACAACAAUCGAUGAAGAUAAACUUCCACUUUCGGACAUUUGCGCUAAAUGUGGAUUCACUGCAAUAAAUUCUACAGGAUUAGCAGCUCAUAUGAGAGCCCAUGCCAAGAGGGAUUCCCUCAAGUGCGUACAUUGCAGUUUUACAGCUAAUUCACAGGUUGAUAUCUGGCAGCACUCGGAGAUAAAUCAUCCUGACUUGGAUUGGAAGGCUGAGGAGAUAAGAUCGGGAAUUUCUUCAACAGAUCCACCGGUUCUGCACAUCAAGAAGAGGCACGUUGAUGAUUACAAUGAAGAUAUUGAAGAAGAACCUACAGCACUAUCCGUAGGUGAGCCUGAGAGGUCCCUCCAAAGGAUCUAUACCUGUUUCUACUGCAAAAACGUGAGAAGUCUCUCUUUACCUACGAUCAGAUCUCACUGGAAUCAGUACCAUAAAGACGUUAACGCACUGUCGAUUUGUCAGACUGGGGUGCCAUUUAAAUUUACAGAAUCGAUUAGUGGAAUUCCGGAUACCGAGAAACAGGUGAAAUGUAGCUAUUGUCCCAUGAAAGGUUCAACAAUUGCUGUGAAGGCUCAUAUAAGAAAAAAACAUGGUAAGGUACCCCUGCGACUAAUCGAAAUUGUCGAUGACUCUCAAACGAUUUGGAUCUGCAAGUGGUGCGAUGAAAAGGUUAAAGGUGUGGAUAAUAAAACGUCCCAUCACAACAUGUUCCAUUCACACUUGGCCAUGAGGUUUCAGAUGGAGGAGAAGGUGGUGAAAGAGAGAGGUUUCGCUUGUCCUGCGUGUCCGUUUGUUAAUGCCUCUCUAGGGAAGAUGAGAACUCACGUUGUCAAGCACGCUGAAGUCUUCAAGUGUAAAAGAUGUUUGAAGACGUUCAACAGUCUCCCGAAAGCAACACAGCAUUCCACCAAUGAACAUGCGGGUUUAGCAGCCGCUAUUGAAAAAGCUCAGACUAAUGUGGAAGCUCUAAUGUCGAAGGUUUCUCAGUCUGAUCUGGUGGACGUUCCCGAGGAGGAGCCGAGCACUGUGCCUUCUACAGAUAUCUUUAGGAACCUUGGGGUUGCUCGCAAGUCAACGACUAAACAACUGCUAAAGAAACCCUCGAGUGGAGUUAAAUCAGUCGCCAGAAAGUCUACACAUCCUCUUCCGAGGUAUCCCCCUGGUUUGAAAUUCGAUAUCGAGGGGCUGGACAGUGAAGGGGAGAGCUUGACCAAGCCUGUCGGCUGGAGUUACUACGGAAGACCCCCCACCCCUAUAAAUCUCGCCAAUUUGAAUACUGUGAUGUCCCUUGGCGUUGCCAAGAUGAAGGUCAAAUGUACUAAACUGGCAAAACUGAUGAAUAUCGACGCUCAAGUCAUUCUGGUUGACUUUAAGAAACAAAAAACCAAGUAGAAUGGUUUUACUGUGGUUGAAAUUGCCCGGUAAUAACAAUUGCUACUUUCAUGUUGAAGAACGGACGAAAUAAUUUUAACAACUUGCAGUUGCUGAUUAUUUUCUUUGGCCUUUUUAUGUUGUGAGUGACAAGUGAAAUUUUUUUAAUGGUGUUUAGCAGAGUGACAGAAAAGUAUUAAUGAAUCAAUGAAGAGUUCCAGAUGACUGAGUGCAACACUUAAAUUGAAGUUUAAGAGCACAACUAAGGAGGGGUGAUCAUUUAACCUUCUCAAUUAUUGUUAUUUUUUCUUCUCGUUUUAUAUUUUGACUUAUGAUUUCAAAGUGUGUGUCAUAUAUACUAGGAGCAUCGUAAGCGGCAUAUAUUAAUUUACAUUUUUCACAUUAAUAAUUCUUGAAAUUUCGUCGGGAGGAGUCCCAACAUCAGAGGACCUUCUCAUCAGUUCAUCUCACCAGUAUCUUAUGUUGAUUAAAUUCAUGGUUCUAAUGGUAGGGCUCCAUUGUGUGAAAGACAAGACUGACGACUAUCCUCUCAUCAACUAUCAGAGUUCAAACUCUGGCUGGAAAAUUUUGUAAAUAUUGUACUCUAAGUGAAAACCACUUGAAUAAAAUAUUUUUGAUUUUUAUAGAGGUGA